This is a messenger RNA of Funneliformis caledonium, 1380 nucleotides long. The record is from the annotation of a GenBank genome assembly. NCBI's taxonomy places the organism in Eukaryota, Fungi, Glomeromycota, Glomeromycetes, Glomerales, Glomeraceae.
AUGAAAAAUUUUAUCGUUAAAGAGUGGGCUGAGCUCAUUUCAGACCCUAUUAUUUUUAAUGAUCAGUCUUGUCAAGUUUUUGAACAUGUUAACUUGCCCAAGGUAAAAGAUGAGCUUUCAGUAACAUUACGACUAAAAAUUCAAAAGCUUACAUCAUGUUGGGCUACUAUUUUACACAAAGGUACCAAAAGUUCAGUCCGUACGCUUAGGCUCGAGUUGAUGCCAAACAAAUUCUCAUUGCUUGCCCGUUUCACAGGCAACUGGACUGAUAAUGCAGGAAUUCACGAUAUUGGCGACGAACUUUUGUUAGAUAGAUGGUACUAUGUGGCUUAUACGCUUUCUGAUUCUGAAAAGAGAGCAGAUCUCUAUGUAGACAGUGAAUGGGUCGGAUCCUAUAGUAUCCAUAAGAUUAAAAAGCAAAAAAUUGUCUUUAAUGAUGCACCGCUGUAUAUCGGACGUUCUUACAACGAAGCUGAUGGAUUUAAUGGCAAAAUCAGCAAUGUUCGUUAUUUCAACUGGCGUUUAUGUGCCGAAGAAGUGAAGGAACAUUUUUUUAAUAAUAAAAUUGCAUAUGACUCUAAGGUCGCUCUUGUUCAUGUACCCACCGGAAAAUAUUUGUCUACUAAAGGAAUCAAAUAUGACUCGGAUAAAUGCGACCCGCAAUAUAUGGUCGUUGGUAAUGGGUGGGAAAUAGAUUUGAAUAAUGAUGUGUUUACUGUUAUUGAAGCUUUUGAUACAAGUGUGAGUGCGGGAAGUUCCGUGCCUUUUAAUACUUUAGUUGGAUUUAAGCAUCAAGCAACUGGAGGAAUUUUACAUUCUCAUACCAUGUAUUAUGGAAGCACACCACUAAUGAAGCAUCAGCAGGUUACCAUCUGGCCUAAAAGAAAUAAUGACGAUGACUGGCUCAUUCGACGUUAUAACUCAAAAGAAGACUCAAGUUAUUUAUCGGAUGGUGAUAUAAUCAUCCUAAUCCAUGAUAAAUCCAAUAAGACAGCACUUUAUAGUCAUCCCAUGUUAUUUGGUGAUGGAACCCAAGAAGUUUCUUAUCAUGGAAAUGGAAAUGACGAAAAUAAUAAGGUUAAAUCCGUAAUGAAUGGCUCCAGAAAUUUUUUGCCAAUUGGAUCUGCAACAAACUUUAAAAAUGUAAAAUACUUGAAGCCAACGGAAUUAAGUGUAAGAGGACAACGCUCAACUUCCUUAGCUGUUAGAAUUUCAAUAGUUGAAGUAGUUAUCUGUUUAUCAGAAAUUAACCAAAUGAUUACGAAAUUUACGAGUGAAUCUGAUUUUUAUCUUUUAAAAACCUUCAAUGAAUCUUCUAUAAAGUUAAUCGAUAAUCGAAAGAAUGAUGUUGGGAAAACCAUGACAAAAAAGUUUUACUGA